AUGCAUCACCCCUGCAGGCUUCUGGAGCGCCGGCAGCCGGGUAGGGAGACAAUCGAGCUGACAGCAGAGGGCCGGGCAGUGGAAGUGACUGAGAAGCACCGCCCAGUUGUGGACUGUACGUGCUGUGGCCUCCCACGCCGCUACAUCAUCGCCAUCCUCUGUGGCCUCGGCUUUUGCAUCAGCUUUGGCAUCCGUUGCAACCUGGGUGUGGCCAUCGUCAGCAUGGUCAACAACAGCACCGUCCACCGUGGUGGCAAGCUGGUGGUCCAGAAAGCCCAGUUCACCUGGGACCCUGAAACCGUGGGGAUGAUUCACGGCUCCUUCUUCUGGGGCUACAUCGUCACCCAGAUCCCUGGCGGGUUCAUCGCCCAGAAAUUCGCUGCCAACAGGGUCUUCGGCUUUGCCAUUGUGGCCACCUCGACCCUGAACAUGCUAAUCCCCUCGGCUGCCCGCGUGCACUACGGCUGCGUCAUCUUCGUGCGCAUCCUGCAAGGGCUGGUGGAGGGGGUGACAUAUCCGGCCUGCCAUGGGAUCUGGAGUAAGUGGGCCCCCCCGCUGGAGCGCAGCCGCCUCGCCACCACUGCCUUCUGCGGCUCAUAUGCAGGCGCAGUGGUGGCCAUGCCCCUGGCCGGGGUCUUGGUACAAUACUCAGGGUGGAGCUCUGUCUUCUAUGUGUAUGGGAGCUUUGGGAUUUUAUGGUACCUGUUCUGGUUGAUGGUGUCAUAUGAGAGCCCAGCCCAGCACCCCACCAUCACGGAGCAGGAGCAGCGCUACAUUGAGGAGAGUAUCGGAGAGAGCGCUGGCCUUGUCAACCCCCUCAAGAAAUUUAGCACACCCUGGCGCAAGUUCUUCACAUCCAUGCCUGUCUACGCCAUCAUCGUGGCCAACUUCUGCCGCAGCUGGACCUUCUACCUGCUGCUCAUCAGCCAGCCAGCCUACUUUGAGGAGGUCUUCGGCUUUGAGAUCAGCAAGGUGGGCCUGCUCUCAGCCCUCCCCCACCUGGUCAUGACCAUUAUUGUCCCCAUCGGGGGGCAGAUCGCUGACUUCCUGCGCUCACGGAGGAUUAUGUCCACCACCAAUGUCCGCAAGAUGAUGAAUUGUGGGGGCUUUGGCAUGGAGGCGACGCUACUGCUCGUGGUGGGCUAUUCUCACACCAAGGGCGUGGCCAUCUCCUUCUUGGUCCUGGCCGUGGGGUUCAGCGGCUUUGCCAUUUCAGGGUUCAAUGUGAACCACCUAGACAUUGCCCCCCGCUACGCCAGCAUCCUCAUGGGCAUCUCUAAUGGCGUUGGCACCCUCUCGGGCAUGGUGUGCCCCAUCAUUGUUGGUGCCAUGACCAAACACAAGACGCGUGAGGAGUGGCAGUAUGUGUUCCUCAUCGCCUCGCUGGUGCAUUACGGGGGCGUCAUCUUCUACGGCAUCUUUGCCUCAGGGGAGAAGCAGCCAUGGGCUGAGCCAGAGGAGAUGAGCGAUGAGAAGUGCGGUUUCAUCCACCAGGACGAGUUGGCCGAUGAGGAGGAUGAGGCAGCGCGGGUGGCUGAGGGCCUGGGGGGCAGCGGUGGCAGUGCGGGUGGCUAUGGGGCCACCCAGAGCACCAGCUUCACCAACGGGGGCUGGACCGCUGACUGGGACCGCAAGGAGGAGUUCGUACAGGAGCCCGGCAAGGAUGCCUACAUGUAUGGGUCACUGGGGGACAGGGACCUGUCCUAAGGGGCCAGCUAGCCCCCUGCCUUGUGCCCCUCCACCACACACACACACACUGCUCUCUUGGUAUGACCCAGCAGGUUAAAGGGGUGAUCCUGAGACUAGCUACACCCCCAGUCUUCAGCUCCUCACAUUACAUGUUGGUAUGACCCAGCAGGGUAAAGGGCAGGCCUGAGAUUAGCUAUACCCUUGCUCUAUGGCUCCCCCCUCAUUCCAUGUUAGUAUGGUCCAGUAGGUUAAGGGUGGGUCUGAGAUUAGCUACACCCCGAAUCUGCAGCUCCCCCCCAUUACUUGUUGGUAUGAUCCAUCUGGGUGAAGGGCAGGCCUGAGAUUAGCCACACCCCCACUCUGGGCUCCUGCCAGUCCGUGUUGGUACAAUUCAGCAGAGUGAAGUGCUAGGGAUUAAUCACAAGGAAGUUUUGCAGCUGUCCCCCACUCCAUUUCGGUACAGUCCAGCAGGAUGAGGGAUGGGCCCAGGAUUAGCUGCACCCCUAUUCUUCACCUCCCCCAGAUUGGUACAGUCCAUGAGGGUGGGGCUGAACCAUUACUGUGAUCUGUGCUUCUCAGGUGCCUGUGCUUUGGUACGGCCCAGUACAAGGGAAGAGGGGCGGAUACAGGAGUCUAUUGAGCAGCCCUGCCCUGGUCCCCCAUCCCCUUGCCUCUGCAUCGAUACUGUGUGGCAGGAUGAGAGGGUGGGGCUUAGAUUGGCCCUGCCUCCAUGCCACAGGCCCCACCCCAAGGGGCACCUGCAUUGGUAUGACCCAGCAGGGGGGGCGGUAUUGGGGCUUAUGUGUGGCCCCAUACCCCGUGUGCAGUGAUACAAGCACCUAGAUAGACCACACCCCUACACACCCCUCUGGGGCACCUGCACUGGUACAAUCCAGGAUGGGAUAGGAGGGUGUACCCGAAUUUGGCCACACCCCUGCAGUUCAGACGGUAGCCAAAUCCCUUUAUGAGCAUCUCUGCAUUGGUACAGCCCAUUGGGGAGAGGGAUAGAUUUUUGACGUUUACCAUUUUAUCAAACCCACUCCCCCCCACAAAUUUCUGCAUUGGUACAACCCACCAGGGUUGGGGUGGAGGGGUUCCAUUUACAUGUGCCUGGAAACAGGGCUUGGGAGGCGGAGAUGUCUGAGUUUUGACCUCCUGGUCUGGUGGGGCAUGAUUUAACCCCAUGGCCUGGAGCAUUUGCCCUUUGGCCUCUCGGGGUUAUAUUUGCCUGCAGGUGCGAAGGCAGUGUGACUUUUGCCCUUGGGCUGGCUGGGGGUUGACCUUUAACUUUAGGUCUGGUUUACUGACCUUUGGCCUUGAGCCUCCCCUCAUACUUCUCUCCCCAUUGUUGGGGAGCAGAACUAGCCCAAGGAUCUUUGGAGCGGGGCUAGCCCAGGGUAGGGGGCAGUGCCCUAGGCUGUGUGAUGGGGUGUCAAUACCCAGCCUCUGAGUGGCUGUUUCCACGCCCCCCACCCUGCAGACUCGUUCUCCCCGCAUCCUUUGAACACAAGUCACCUCCCAGCCAGCAAGUUCCCUGCCCCACAUGGCCAACCCCCCGCCCCCUCCAGGGGUCUCGGGUGGGCCAUGGUGGCCUCCUCCCUGGGCCCUGGGUUACUUUCUCCUCCCAAGUUGGCAGUGUCCAGCCCCCGCCAUCCGACUGCCCCCCUGCAACUCUAGCUGGGCCUGUUGAACUCUGACCUUUUAGGCUGGUGGGGUCAAUCUGGUCUCACUCCCCCCCCCCCGGCCCUCCCUGACCAGCUGACGCUUUGAGUUCCCCCGUGUGCAACCUAGCAGCCGGGGCACCCCCAACAACUGUUUCCAGUCUGCCAGAGCCCUGCUUUCGAACAGUUUCGAGGUCUUCCCAUGCCUCUCCUUGCAGCCAUGAGAUGCUGUGGCCUCUGCCAUAUUUUGUCCCACAUCUGGUUCUCAGCUGUUGCCACCCGGCAUGUGGCAGAUGGUGGGGGACCCUGUAUGUGUGUGUGUGUGCGCGUGUGCGUAUAUGUGCGAUGGGGGAGGGGGAUGCUUCUGGCCUGGCCUGUGGCCUCCUCGUACCUCCCCUACUCUGUCCUGGGAUCGGCCUGUCGCGUUGCCCCGUGUGUGUGACUCCUUCCCUCCAGCCCUGGUGCGGAAUCUACCCCCCCAGUGUAAAUAUAUAAAUAUAUAUUAUAUAU
Molecule: messenger RNA, 3860 nt
Organism: Alligator mississippiensis (American alligator)
Lineage: Eukaryota; Metazoa; Chordata; Crocodylia; Alligatoridae
Gene: SLC17A7
Product: solute carrier family 17 member 7
Exons: 11
Coding region: 1-1707 (568 amino acids)
Biological process (GO): monoatomic anion transport; regulation of synapse structure or activity; transmembrane transport
Cellular component (GO): synaptic vesicle membrane; excitatory synapse
Molecular function (GO): L-glutamate transmembrane transporter activity; neurotransmitter transmembrane transporter activity
Source: RefSeq, a predicted model, not a curated record